This is a messenger RNA of Pseudozyma flocculosa PF-1, 1044 nucleotides long. RefSeq lists its product as uncharacterized. NCBI's taxonomy places the organism in Eukaryota, Fungi, Basidiomycota, Ustilaginomycetes, Ustilaginales, Ustilaginaceae. Gene Ontology annotation, biological process: positive regulation of mRNA splicing, via spliceosome. Gene Ontology annotation, molecular function: RNA binding. The coding region runs from base 1 to 1044 and encodes 347 amino acids. Gene Ontology annotation, cellular component: nucleolus; U12-type spliceosomal complex. The record is from RefSeq and is a predicted model, not a curated record. The transcript has 2 exons.
AUGUCAGUGCGGCCGCCGGAGCUCGAUCGCAACCAGGAUGCCACCUGCUACGUCGGCAACCUCGACGACCGGUGCACCGACGCCAUCGUCUGGGAGCUCAUGAUCCAGGCGGGCCCGCUCGUCCACCUGCACCUGCCAAAGGACCGCAUCACCCAGUCGCACCAGGGCUACGGCUUCGCAGAGUUCCAGACCGAGGCGGAUGCGGACUAUGCCUGCAAGGUGAUGAACGGCCUCAAGCUUUACGGCAAGCCCAUCCGCGUCAACAAGGCCUCGAGCGACAAGAAGCAGAUCGACAUCGGCGCCAACCUCUUUGUCGGAAACCUCGACGCAAAUGUCGACGAGAGGGCGCUGUACGACACCUUUAGCACGUUUGGACAGAUUGUCGGCGUUCCAAAGGUGGCGCGAGAUCCCACUACGGGUGUCUCCAAGAACUUUGGCUUCGUCUCCUUUGACAACUUUGAGUCGGCGGAUGCUGCCAUCGAGUCGCUCAACAACCAGUUCUUGCUCAACCGGCCCAUCACCGUCACGUAUGCCAUCAAAACGGACAGCAAGACGGGCGAGCGUCACGGCACCGCCGCAGAGAGGCUGCUGGCAGCGCAGGCGAGGAAGAACAAUGCUCUCCCGCCGCCACCGCCGCCGCCCAUGAUGCGACCGCCAGGUCCUCCAGGCAUGUACGGGGGUGGACCCCCGGGCGGUCCUCCCGCGCCGUGGGGCGGCUUCGCCACGGGCGCCAACGCCGGUGCAGUCGGACCUGGACCCGGCCAGCAGCACCACUUCCAGCAGCAGCAGCCGCAACCACCGUACGGCCAAAACGGGCAUGGUCCUCCGCCUCCAAGCGCUCCACCGGGCGUCGGGAUGGGAGGACCUACGCCGCCACCGCCCGCACCGGGGAUGGCGAUGGGCAUGCCACCUCCUCCCAUGCACGCUGGCAUGCAGGGCGGCCCCCCGAUGCCGCCGCCCCCGCACCUUCAGCAGCGUCCUCCGCCUCCUCCUGGCUCGAUACCCCCUCAUCAGCAGGGCUACGGCGGACCCGGACAGUGGUAG